CUCGUCCCCCUCAAAAAAAAAAAAACAAAACAUAUCUCGCGCUCGCCGCCACCACCGUCUCCGGCGACGACCACGCCGCCGGCCAUGCCGUCCUCCUACGCUGCCGCCGCGGCCGGAUCCUCUUCCCGCAAGACAAACCGCGUCCCCACCGCCGCCGCGGCCGGAUCAUCUUCCCGCAAACCGAACCUCACCUCCACCGCCGCCGCAGCCACUGCUCGCCCACGCCCACCAGCACCCUCGCCGUCGCCGGCACCCGCGCCACCGGCGGCGAACCCUACCGCGGUCUCUGACUCCGAUCCCUCCUCCUACUCGUCCUCCUCGGGGGAUGAGGCUGAUCUCACGGCCUCCGACUCGGCGACCGCCUCCGUCGUCUCCGCCUACCUCUCGGUCGCCGGCGAGGGGGCCGACCUCUCGAAGGUCGGCAUUUUCCUCUCCUCCGCCGCGCGCCGCCGAUCGCCGCCGUGCCUGAUCUGCUUCGACCCCAUCCGCCCCUCCGAUCCAGUCUGGUCAUGCUCCUCCUCCUGCUUUGCCAUCCUCCACCUCCCCUGCAUCCAGUCAUGGGCCCACCAGUCAGCCUCCGGCGCUGCCGUGCCGUGCCCAACCUGGGGCUGCCCCAAGUGCCGCUUCGCCUACCCCAAGUCCCAGACCCCCACCUCCUACCUCUGCUUCUGCUCCAAGACUGCAGACCCGGCUCCGGACCCCUGGAUCCUCCCCCACUCCUGCGGCGAUGUUUGCGGUCGCCGCCUCAAUGCAAAUCUCGACUCCGGCUGUGAACACACCUGCCUACUGCUGUGCCACCCAGGGCCGUGUCCACCAUGCCCGGCUGUUGUGCCAAAUGCGCCGUGCUUUUGUGGGGCACACUGGGAGCCUCGACGCUGCGCACAUCAGCGUUACUCUUGUGCAGGGAAAUGUAACAAACGUCUUAGCUGUGGACUCCACCGGUGUCCGGUGAAUUGCCAUGAUGGGCCCUGCCCGCCGUGUGCAGUGCGGGGGAAACACAAAUGUGAGUGUGGAGAGACAAUGGAGGAGAAAUUGUGCUCUGAAAGGGUUUUCCAGUGCAAGAGGGAGUGUGGUGGGAUGUUAGAUUGCAGGAAGCAUAAGUGUGAGAGGGGGUGCCAUGGGGGUAAGUGUGGGGAAUGCCCACUCCGAGGUCGGCGCACUUGCCCGUGUGGGAAGAAAGAUUAUCCGAAGUUGGAGUGUGAUGCAGAGGCUGCCACAUGUGGGUCUACUUGCGAGAAGGUGCUUGGUUGCGGACGACACAGGUGCCCUGAGCGCUGCCAUCGUGGUCCUUGUGAUGAGACUUGUCGGCUUGUGAUCACAAAGUCCUGCCGUUGUGGGGGUCUGAAGAAGGAGGUGCCAUGCUACCAAGAAUUGACAUGUGAAAGGAAAUGCCAACGUUUGCGAAACUGUGGCCGCCAUGCUUGUAAACGACGUUGCUGUGCUGGCGAUUGCCCACCCUGCUCUGAGACUUGUGAUAGGAAGCUCAGAUGUGGGAACCAUAAAUGCCUUUCACCAUGCCACAGAGGUGCUUGUUCACCUUGUCCUCUGAUGAAGACCAUUUCAUGCGCCUGUGGGAAAACAUGCUUUGAGGUUCCUUGUGGGACUGAAAAGAAUCAGAAACCACAGAAAUGCUCAAAGAAAUGCAACAUACCUCGCCUUUGCAGGCACAAGCUUGAAUGUCGGCCCCACAAAUGCCACUAUGGAGCCUGCCCACCUUGCAAGCUGACCUGUGGUGAAGAACUUUCCUGUGGCCACAUAUGUAAAGAAAGGUGUCAUGGCCCUAUUUCUCCUCCAAACCCCGAGUUCACACUAAAACCAACAAAAAAGAAAAUGGAAAAGCACAUAGAAUGUACACCUGGAACACUGUGCCCACCAUGCAAAGAGGUGGUUGUAGUGCCAUGCUUUGGGCAACAUCUUGGCCAAGAACGCGCUAUGCCUUGUUCCAAAUGGAGGCCGUUUCCCUGUCAAAAUUUAUGUGGGAAUCCUCUUCUUUGUGGCAACCAUUAUUGUACGAAAUCUUGCCAUGUGUUAGAGGUCCCAUUGAAUCAACCUGAAGGAGAUCCUCUACCAUCUGUCAGUAAAGAGAGCACACUUGCUGAGCCUUGUGAACAAUGCAACCUUCCUUGUCAAAGGGUUAGGGAGCCUUCUUGUUCACAUCGUUGCCCUUUGCGAUGCCAUCCGAGCGAUUGUCCACCUUGCAAAGUCCUUGUUAAAAAACCAUGCCAUUGUGGUGCUAUGGUACAUGCUUUCGAGUGUGUGUAUUUUAACAACUUAAAAGCUAAAGAACAGGUUAAAGUGAGGUCGUGUGGCGGCCCAUGUCAUAGGAAACUACCAAAUUGUUCCCAUCUGUGCUCAGAAGUAUGUCACCCUGGUACAUGCCCAUCGGUUGAUCAGUGCAUGAAAAAGGUCAAUGUCCGUUGUGCAUGCAACACGCUGAAGCAAGAGUGGAUAUGCCAAGAUGUCCUUAAGGAAUACCGCAAUUCUGGUCGUGAUCCAAAAGAAGUGCCCAAAAGUCAGUUUGGAGCUGGCUUACUUGCCUGUGGUGAAGACUGCAAGAAGAAGGUGAAGGUGCAAGAUUCCGAGUUGCAUCUCCGGAAAACCCAGGAGAACAAGAUUCCCGCUAUGGAAGUUGCAAAUGUGCCCAAACGCAGGAAGCGGCGUGAUCGUGGACAAGAGGUUGAAGUAUCAAAAUUCCAGGAAGUCAAGACCUACGUGCUGAGAGUGCUGCUGAUUAUUUUUCUAUCGAUGAUUAUCGCUGCUGGAUUGUACCUAUUGUGGAAGGGUAUAUUCCGGCUUUCUGACUGGAUGAAUGAAAUGGAAGAGCAGAGGACCAGUCGAAGGCAUCCGAGGGGUGCAAUGUUGUAGAAAAAAGAUCAUAGUUAUUUUUCACCAAGUAAUCAUUAUCGAGAUGUGGAUCAAUAAAUGGCAGUUCAGUUCUGAUGGAUUGAACUUGGAGGGUAGUGAAAGAUGUCACCGAUUUGUUUCUCACUUGUGUCAUUAUAAAUUGAUUGGCAACUGUUUACAUCGUGUAUUGUUAUUUUUUUUUGCGAGCAUGUAUUUGUUGUAAAUGAACAAAUGAUACAAUCAAUAUAUACUUUAUCACUUCUAUGAUCC
Molecule: messenger RNA, 3114 nt
Organism: Setaria italica (foxtail millet)
Lineage: Eukaryota; Viridiplantae; Streptophyta; Magnoliopsida; Poales; Poaceae
Product: NF-X1-type zinc finger protein NFXL2
Exons: 13
Coding region: 85-2865 (926 amino acids)
Biological process (GO): regulation of DNA-templated transcription
Cellular component (GO): nucleus
Molecular function (GO): RNA polymerase II transcription regulatory region sequence-specific DNA binding; DNA-binding transcription factor activity, RNA polymerase II-specific; zinc ion binding
Source: RefSeq, a predicted model, not a curated record